AGUGAGAGAGAGGGGGCGAGGUGGUUGGCUAUUUUGUUAUAGGAAAAAAAUAGAGCUUAUGAUUGGGUAUUUUUAAAUGAAAGCACAAAGGCUUAUGAUUUCCAGAGAAGAAUUUAUCAACCUUCUUCUCUCUAUAACAUUUGAUCCAAGAAGAGAUUUUUGAUUUUUUUCAAAAACAGCAAAUCAUUUGUGGGGGUUUAGAUUUUGAAUGGAGAGCUUUAGAAAAGCUUAUGGGGCACUUAAAGAUUCAACCAAAGUUGGCCUAGCCAAGGUCAAUAGUGAAUUUAAGGAUUUGGAUAUCGCGAUUGUUAAGGCAACAAACCACGUUGAAAGACCUCCAAAAGAAAGGCAUGUUGCAAUGAUAUUUGCUGCAACAUCGGUUUCACGUCCACGAGCAGAUGUUGCCUACUGUAUUCAUGCUCUCUCUAGACGGUUGGCAAAGACACGCAACUGGAUUGUUGCACUAAAGUCGCUGAUAGUUAUUCACAGAGUUUUGAGAGAAGGUGAUCCUACAUUUAAAGAAGAGUUAUUGCACUUCUCUCACAGAGGACAUAUUUUUCAAAUAUCAAACUUUAAGGAUGAAUCCAGUCCACUCGCUUGGGAUUGCUCUGCCUGGGUGCGGACUUAUGGACUCUUUCUGGAGGAAAGACUUGAGUGCUUUAGGAGUUUGAAAUAUGAUAUUGAGGGGGAGAGAUUGACUAAAACUUCACCUGGAAUUAACAAGGUGCAUAGCAGAACAAGGCUCUUAAAUGGUGAAGAACUAUUAAAUCAGCUCCCUGCAUUACAACAACUUCUGUAUCGUUUGAUUGGUUGCCAGCCUGAAGGAGGAGCUUGCUACAACUUUCUUAUUCAAUAUGCCUUAGCUUUGGUUUUGAAGGAGAGCUUCAAGAUCUAUUGUGCAAUCAAUGACGGGAUUAUAAACCUUGUUGAUUUUUUCUUUGAAAUGCCCAAGCAUGAUGCUAUAAAAGCUCUCAACAUAUAUAAAAGAGCUGGGAAACAGGCUGAAAGUCUAGCUUAUUUUUAUGACUUCUGCAGAGGGUUGGAUCUUGCUCGGACAUUUCAGUUUCCUGUUUUGAAACAGCCUCCUGCUUCCUUCCUAGCAACUAUGGAGGAAUAUAUAAGGGAAGCACCUCAGACCGGUUCCAUGUCAAGUAGGAGGCUGGAGUAUAGAGAAACAAAGAAAGAACUUAAAAAGCCUGUAGAACCUAUCCUUGAAGAAAGGGAAGAGCAAGUUGAAAAUGAUAAAGAAGAAGAGGUUGAAGCGCAAGAGGAACCUCAGCCUGAAAAAUUAGAAGAAACUCCACCAAUGAUAUCAACUGAAGAGCCUGUUGAUUUGUUGGGUUUGAAUCAAGUGGAUCCAAAAAUUGCAGAAUUAGAGGAAAACAAUGCAUUUGCUCUUGCGAUUAUUCAACCUGGCAAAGAAAAUCCAUCAGCAAGUUAUCAGUUGAGUGAAAUUGGUAGCACAUCAGGAUGGGAACUGGCUCUUGUUACUGCAUCGAGCCACAACAUCAGUCAAGUCGCAUCAGAUAAAAAGUUGGCUGGGGGAUUCGACAAGUUAUUACUUGACAGCUUGUAUGAAGAUGAUGCAACUAGGAGGCAAAUACAACUGCAAAAUGCUGGCUAUAGUGCAGGAGGAUACGGGUAUGAAAUCCCUGGCCAAAAUCCAUUCAAUCAACACGAUCCCUUUGCCAUGUCAAACAGCAUAGCACCUCCAACAAAUGUACAAAUGGCAAUAAUGUCUCAGCAACAACAACAACAACUACUCAUGCAACAACAACAACACCAAUUCCCACAGCAAAAUAUGAUGAUGGUAUCACAUAGUCAGUAUCAAGCUCAACAAAUUCCAUAUAUGGCUUCCGCAAACCCUUUUGGUGAUCCCUUGUCCUAUCAACAUACCUCAAUUCCACCAAACGGAAACCACUCACUUCUUUAGAUUUCUUUCAACAACAUAACAUACCUUGUAUUCUUUCAUUGUUUUUCUAUAAGAGAAGUUCAUAUUAUCCUUUAA
This is a messenger RNA of Solanum dulcamara, 2008 nucleotides long. Its product is annotated as putative clathrin assembly protein At5g57200. Gene Ontology annotation, cellular component: clathrin-coated pit; clathrin-coated vesicle. Gene Ontology annotation, molecular function: phosphatidylinositol-4,5-bisphosphate binding; SNARE binding; clathrin heavy chain binding. Bases 209 to 1933 code for a protein of 574 amino acids. Gene Ontology annotation, biological process: clathrin-dependent endocytosis; clathrin coat assembly; vesicle budding from membrane. The transcript is spliced from 15 exons. Lineage: Eukaryota; Viridiplantae; Streptophyta; Magnoliopsida; Solanales; Solanaceae. The record is from RefSeq and is a predicted model, not a curated record.